GUUGAGAAUCCUUGCGCCUGCGCAGUGGAGUCCUUUGAGGUCCGAUUCAGGAACCGGCUUUGCCAGUCCUGGUAGUAGCUGCACCGAUUUGACUUUCCAACGAUAAAGAUGGCUGAUCCAUGGCAGGAAUGCAUGGACUAUGCUGUUACUUUAGCAAGAAAAGCUGGAGAGGUAAUUCGAGAAGCUCUGACAAAGGAGAUAGCAAUCAUGAUUAAAAGCUCUCCAGCAGAUCUAGUGACAAUCACUGAUCAAAAAGUGGAAAAUAUGAUUAUUUCUUCUUUAAAACAAAAAUAUCCAUCUCACAGCUUUAUUGGCGAAGAAUCUGUUGCAGCUGGUGCAGGAAGUACCUUGACAGAUAAUCCCACCUGGAUUAUUGAUCCUAUUGAUGGAACUACUAACUUUGUACAUAAGUUUCCCUUCGUGGCAGUUUCAAUUGGCUUUGUUGUGAACAAACAGAUGGAAUUUGGAAUUGUGUAUAGUUGCGUGGAAGAUAAAAUGUACACUGGGAGGAAAGGAAAAGGAGCAUUUUGCAAUGAGCAGAAGCUUCAUGUAUCACAGCAGCAAGAUAUUACAAAAGCACUGUUAGUGUCAGAGCUGGGAUCCAAUCGUGAUCCAGAAGUUGUAAAGAUUGUUCUUUCUAACAUGCAAAGACUUCUUAGCAUCCCUGUUCAUGGGAUUAGGGCAGUUGGAACAGCAGCCAUAAAUAUGUGUCUGGUGGCAACUGGUGGAGCAGAUGCCUACUAUGAGAUGGGGAUUCACUGCUGGGAUAUGGCGGGAGCUGGAAUAAUCAUCACUGAAGCAGGAGGAGUGCUGCUUGAUGUGUCAGGAGGGCCAUUCGAUUUGAUGUCCAGAAGGAUAAUUGCGGCCAAUAGCCAAGCAUUAGCAGAGCAGAUUGCUAAACAGCUUCAGGCCAUUCCUUAUCAAAGGGACGAUGCAACAGAUUAAUGUGUCAAAAUGAGAUCCUUCAUAUGAUCGACAGCUCCUUUCACUUGGAUCCUGUGCUUCAAAAGCUCUUUCAGGGUUAAGCACAUCCUUUGCACUUGAGCAGUGUGGCAGGAAACAGUAGGGUUAGUAGUGCAUCCUGCUAUUUCAAAAUCUGUUAAUUCCUUCUUUCCCAACUCAAGAGUUUCUGGAAAUUUAUUUUGUCUUGUGAAAGUGGAAUAUGAACAUUUGAGAAAUGUCUAGGAGGGCUGCUGGAAAUGAAGAGUGGGUUAUUUUAUCUCAGGAAUUGAUAUAUUGUAUAUGCCCCAUGUAUGUAAUUCAGGGUCAUUUCAUUUCACAACAAUGUUGCGGGACUCAUGUAUGCA
Messenger RNA from Pogona vitticeps (central bearded dragon), 1307 nucleotides. It is a transcript of the gene IMPA1, whose product is annotated as inositol monophosphatase 1. Gene Ontology annotation, biological process: phosphatidylinositol phosphate biosynthetic process; inositol metabolic process; signal transduction. Gene Ontology annotation, molecular function: inositol monophosphate 1-phosphatase activity. The record is from RefSeq and is a predicted model, not a curated record. Lineage: Eukaryota; Metazoa; Chordata; Lepidosauria; Squamata; Agamidae.